Solea solea (common sole) is the source of this 3766-nucleotide messenger RNA. It is a transcript of the gene slc35e4, whose product is annotated as solute carrier family 35 member E4. Lineage: Eukaryota; Metazoa; Chordata; Actinopteri; Pleuronectiformes; Soleidae. Gene Ontology annotation, molecular function: antiporter activity. Gene Ontology annotation, cellular component: Golgi apparatus. The transcript is spliced from 3 exons. The record is from RefSeq and is a predicted model, not a curated record. The coding region runs from base 175 to 1296 and encodes 373 amino acids.
GUGACAUCGCCCUUUAACCAAACAAACCAAUGGCACUGAAGAGCGUCUGGACUGGCACCGGUUUCACUGACAGCGCGGUGACGACGUAGGAGAUGCUGCUGCUGCCGCUACUGCUGUCAUUGCCGGUGCUGUCCAGGUCCUCGUCGCAGAACAAGAGAGGACAAUGAUACGAACAUGAUCAGCGCCGAUGGCCGCUCAAAAUACGAGGCGACUCUGCCAGAGAGAGGCGGGAGUAGGAGGAGGCCACCGGCUGAGAUGCUGCAUCUGCUGUCAGCUGUGAUUGUUUGGCUGGUGACCGGCACCACCAUCUCCAGCCUCAACAAAUGGAUAUUUACUGUUUACAACUUCAGGUACCCGCUGCUGCUGUCUGCGCUGCACAUGCUGACAGCCAUAGUGGUGGACUAUGGGCUGAUCAAACUGCGUGUGGUGCACCUCAGAGCAGCCGGGGAGCAGGACUUGACAACCAAUGCUAAAUGUAAGGUGUUCAUGCUGAGUCUGACCUUCUGUGCCAGCAUCGCCUUCGGGAACAUAGGUCUGAACUACGUUCAGUUGUCAUUUGCACAAAUGAUCUACACCACCACUCCUCUUUUCACCCUGGCCAUAUCAACGCUGGUACUGGGCAAGCAGCAUCACAUCAUCAAAUACACAGCCAUGAUGCCCAUCUGCCUGGGAGCCUCCUUCAGCAUCAUGGGAGAGGUCCAGUACGACCAGACCGGCUGCUUCUUUGUGUUUGCAGCAACCAUGUUGAGGGGUGUCAAGUCCAUUCAGCAGAGUAUCUUACUCCAGGAGGAGAAAAUCAACUCUGUGUUCCUGCUCUACCUGAUGUCCAUUCCCAGCUUCUGCAUCUUGACUGUGGCAGCUCUGACUUUCGAAAACUGGACUCUGAUCGAGUCGCCGCUGCACUACGACCAACACCUGUGGGUCUUCAUCCUGCUCAGCUGCCUGAGCUCCGUCAUGUACAACUUGGCCAGCUGCUGCGUCAUCACACUCACCUCGGCCGUCACGCUGCAUAUCCUCGGCAACUUAAACGUGGUGGGGAACCUGCUGUUGUCUCAGCUGCUGUUCGGCAGCGAGCUGUCGACCCUCAGCUGCGCCGGCGUGGUGUUGACAUUGUCGGGCAUGCUUAUCUAUCAGAACUCGGAGUUCAUCGUCGGCUACCUGGACGCGCGCAGAGCCACGGCGAAGGGAGUGGGACACUUGGGUGUUCACAAUGCGUUUGAAGACAACUCUGUCACACCUGAAUCGACGUGUCAUCUGCAGCGAUCCGAUGGUAAACAGGCAGACAAGAUGGACUGAAGUGUAAGGAUGAAGGAGAGAAUAAAAUGUUAGUGCUCUUAUCUCGUGGAGUUAUUGAGAACAGCAGAGUGUACUGUGACUUUACAAGGCCACGGCAGUUGCUUCUAAGUUUAAUUUAAUGAUUAAAAAAAAAGAAAACUUCCUCACUGUGCCAAUUCAUUUCUACUUUUAUCACAUAAAACUAGACUCUCCACAGAGGAGAAGGUUGCCUUUAUUUUCCUAUUUCCACAGUGACGGCUAACUUCUCUCCUUCAUCUGUACAUAAGCUGUCUCGGUGUAUGCAUGGCCGAGCACAGCGAACUGUUCGAUACCUCGCGAGGUUUUCACACCGUUUCUCAUACUCCACUGUGAAGCUGCUCGAAUCCUGGUUAAUAAUGGCUGACAAGCACAUUUUUUUGCUCACAGAGAGAGGGGCGAUGCUUGAAGGGCACAUCCAAUUUGAACAGGCUCUAUUUUUAUUAAAAAUGGAUAAAAAAUAUUCUAUUAUUGGUACUGUUACCUGACAUUCACUUGGCCCUGCCAAAAGAAAGGGUCUGUUUUUUUUGUUUUUUUUGAGGCAGCUUAUUUUAAAAAAAUAAUUGUAUUUAUUUAUUUUUGUUAAUGUGAAGCAGGAAGUUGAUAAAACGAGGCAGAUUUUUCUGUGAAGGACAAGGCAAACAUCGCUCUGCAAUAAUAAGAGGCUCGAGUUCUGCGCCAACCUCCGUAUGACUUCACAGCCAAGGCCUAGAUUUUGUUCUCUUGACCAGCGUGAGAGGACGCUCUCUCGGUAGAAUUACUCCAAUUAUUUCCAUCUUCCACUGCAACUCGACAAUUAGACGCACGAGUUCUCUAAGGAGUGCCACUCCACUUUAGCUGUCUCUUCCCCGAGGGGAGAUGAGAAGUAAUGAAUGAGCUGUCCUUUAUGCUAUCCUUCAUAUAGCCAGUGUCAUCUGUCUUUUUAUGUUGGUGAUGUACAUGUUUGUCUUCUUUAGGAUAGGAGAGUGUACACUGUUUUCUCUCAGUAUUUGUCCACGGGGUUUUUAUUUUGUCACUAAACAUAUAUUGUAUCUCCCUUUUUUAAUAACUUUUUGGAAGAAGACUAUUUAUUUUUUUGAAUGGCCAUAGUAAUGUUUAGCGGAGUCACGCUGUAGAGUUUGGUUCUAAGGUGACUUGUACAUGCACACGUGUACGAUGUAAUCUCUUCAGUCUCCUAUACCUCUCUCUGUUUUCUAGAGAAAAGUCGGGUAUUAUAAGCAUGCCGCUGCUUUGCCUGAUGUCUUCUGCAUAUAGUACUAUGCCAAAUGUUUGCACCGUCGUUGGAACACUUUUCUGUCCGUGAGCGGACGUGGGCGUCACUCGCACAUCCAUGCCACAACAAAGCCAUACAUCGGAGUUUCUCUGUUUCGCUUAGUGUGGCUUUCGCUUUGGACUAACCCCAAUUGUUUAUUUUGCCACAAGAACACCUGCGGGUGAGCUUGUACUUGACAUAUCAUAGAUUUGCAUUUCAUGCGUGCCGGUGUGAUGCACAGUUGGUAUCAUCUGACGAAUCGUUUUUGAACUAAUACUUUCCCAUAAAUCCCCAACGAGUUUUAUUUUUGCGAUGUGAUUGUUGGAUUAAUAAUAUCUGUUACAUGUUUGUCUUUUUUUUUUUGAAUACCUCAACUGUUAAAGGUCCAGUGUGUAAGAAUUGUUACGUCACAACACGGAAUGGUGAGACUGCAGAUUGUGACAAACUCUCUCUCUCCCUCCCCUAAGCUACUUAGUUAAAACUACUGUUUGGGCUGCUCUAGAAACAUGGCAGCCUCUGUAAAGCAAGACUCCUGCCUAAUGUGCACAUAAAAAGGCUUAUAUUAAAACUACAAAAACCAUCCAUCCAUCCAUGGGGGCGCUGUGCCAAUCUUAGCUGACAUUGGGCGAAAGGCAGGCUACGCCCUGGACAGAUUUUUCUUUUAAAGAGAUCUUACACUUCAACCAAUCCCAACAGUCCCCUUUAAAUGUGACACACUGGACCUUUAAACUGGACUUUUAAUGCCUCUGUGGUUUGUUCAUAUCAAGGCAUUUUUUUAAAACACUGAUUUUUAUUCAUAUUAAGACGCUGAGUAGGCGAUGCAUGGGGCAAAGCAACAGUUUGCAUUGCAGUUGGUGAGAAGUCUAUGGGUUCUACUGUGUGUAUAUACUGGUUUUGAUUGUUCGCAAAGCUAUUCGGAUGUAAAUAGUUAUUAUAUUUAUGUAUUUUAUAAUAUAUGGCUAGUAUAAUCUCCUGGUUUUUAGGAAUGAAAACAUUUGCCUCAUGCCUUAUUUGGACACACUGGAGAAGGGGAAGGAGGAUUUAUUUAUUUAUUUAGGUUUUUUGGUUGUUUUUUUCUUUUCAUUUUGGUUUUUCAAUUUGAAAGCCAACAGCAGCCGUUUUGAAGGUGCUUGUGUUCCGGGGUGACUUUACAGUCAUGGUCUGCAAAGAUGAAAUAAACUUACUGGUAUAAUAACAAAACCA